UUGGAAGUUUAUUGUUCCUAAAGAUUUAGUUCAAGAGUAGAAUCGCAAGUAAUUGGACGUAUUAAGUUUUUGAGGAACACAAUUUUUCUGCAUCUCUUUUGAAGAUACAGUCCAGAAAUGCGUGCGAUUAGCUUUGUCCUUUUGGGACUAUUCCCAGUGAUGGCUUUCGCCGGCUUCGAAAAUCCCGACUCAAAUCUUCUUAACGGCUUUUCAAGGAUAUUCGAGGGAGAAAAGAACUUUUCAAUUUCCAUGUUGAAACAAGUCCGCAGACACCAACCAAACGGCAACCUCUUCUUCUCCCCAUUCAGCACCUACAACGCCCUCCUCCUGGCCUAUUUUGGAUCCUCAGGAGUAACGGAAAAACAGCUGUACAAUGGACUAAACCUUAAGUGGAGCUCCUCUAAAGAGGCGGUGCGGUCUGCAUAUAGAAUGGAAAAAGUGCAAUCUAGCAUACGAUGGCGCCAAAGUCCACUGACGCUCUCCUCUGCGAACCGCAUCUUCGUGGACGAAUCUGUUAAAGUGCAAAGUAACUUCCAGAACCGCCUUUACGAUGAAAUUAAGAAGAUGGACUUCAGGUACCAACCGGAAAAGGCACUGAGGGAAAUCAAUGACUGGAUCGCCAACAAGACGUACAACCAGAUCCAAGACAUGCUCAAUUCUGAUGAAAUUAAUGAUAGAACCCUGAUGAUCUUGGCCAACGCCGCCUAUUUGAAGGGUGAUUGGAUUAGCCAGUUCGAUGAGCAGCGCACCUCGCAGAAGCCAUUUUACAUGUCAUCCCGUGCACAAGAACCGGUGCCCAUGAUGCAACAGAAGGGCACAUUCAAAAUCAACUACAACGAAGAAUUGCAAGUUCAAUUUCUCGAUAUGCCCUACCGCACCGUUUUUAAAUCGCAAGAAACGCCAUUUUCUACUCCUGGGGAACAAUCCGAUGUUUCGAUGCUGCUUCUUCUGCCCACCUCCUCUGACGUUUCCCUAAAUACUGUUAUUUCCAAGCUGGACCCUGGCACCCUGGAAAAAUUGAUCGAGACUGCGAUGGCGCGCGAGGUCGAAUUGUCAAUGCCCAAGUUCGAGUUCGAGCAACGAAUGGAAUUGACUCCGAUCCUUGGAAAUAUGGGCAUUACCAAUCUGUUUACCAACAGUGCCACCUUCGAGGACCUAACCUCCCAGCGCAUUUCCAUCGAUGAAGCCCAGCACUUGGCCAAGAUUAAGGUGGACGAAAAGGGAAGCACUGCGGCGGCGGCCACUAUUCUUUUCGUCAGUCGAUCGGCUAGACCUGCGGAUCCCUCGCAGUUUAAUUGCGACCAUCCGUUUUUGUUCCUUAUCUACGAUCACAAAGUCAAAUCUAUCCUUUUCACCGGCGUCUACAGCGAUCCUAAAUCCAUGAAGUACUAAAAACAGCUUUAUCUUUUUUCCCGUUUAACGCGAUUUAUUAAAGUGUUAAAUAUUUUAUUUGAA
This is a messenger RNA of Drosophila ficusphila, 1455 nucleotides long. Its product is annotated as serine protease inhibitor 88Ea. The record is from RefSeq and is a predicted model, not a curated record. Bases 118 to 1392 code for a protein of 424 amino acids. The transcript has 3 exons. Gene Ontology annotation, molecular function: serine-type endopeptidase inhibitor activity. Lineage: Eukaryota; Metazoa; Arthropoda; Insecta; Diptera; Drosophilidae.